AUUAAAAGGAGCUGACUGGUUUUUCUUAAUCAGUUGUAUCCUGACUUGUAGGAGUAAACCCCUGAUUUAUCAGGUAACCACGCAAAAAAAUCCUCAGUUUUGGAGGAACUAGGCCGAAGUUGACGGAUCGCGUCCCCAUAAUGAGAUGGAGUUAGGAAAAUCAAUUGAGAAUCAAAACAACGUUGUGGCAAGACUAGCCAAGCAAGUCAUUGAUACCAAGGCCAAUGGCUCCAAUCUUGUCUUUUCACCGACGUCAAUCAACGUUUUGCUCAGCCUCAUCGCCGCUGGUUCUAGUCCCAACACCAAAGAAGAAAUCCUUUCAUUCCUCAUGUCACCGUCAACGGAUCACCUUAACGCAGUCUUGGCCAAGAUCGCGGACAGCGGCCCCGAGAGAAGUGAUUUGUGCUUAUCUGCGGCUAACGGUGUCUGGAUCGACAAGUCUGUCUCCUUGAAGUCUUCCUUUAAAGAGCUUUUGGAGAACUCCUACAAGGCUACUUGUAGUCAAGUUGACUUUGCAACCAAGCCUGGUGAUGUGAUUGAUGAAGUGAAUAAAUGGGCGGAAGUCAACACCAAUGGACUCAUCAAAAAAAUUCUGUCACGUGAUUCUAUCGAGACUAUCCGUAGCAGCACACUUAUUCUAGCAAAUGCAGUGUACUUCAAAGCAGCAUGGAGCAGAAAAUUUGAUGCGAAUUUGACAAAAGAUAACGAUUUCCAUCUUCUUGAUGGUAACACAGUGAAAGUCCCAUUCAUGAUCAGUUAUGAGGACCAAUAUCUUAGAGGCUAUGAUGGUUUCCAAGUUUUGCGCCUGCCUUAUGUAGAGGAUCAACGUCAAUUCUCCAUGUACAUUUAUCUUCCUAAUGACAAAGAUGGGUUACCUGCUCUGCUUGAGAAAAUAAGCUCUGAACCAGGAUUUCUCGAUAACCAUAUUCCACUCGACCGUAUAUCAGUAGAUGCUUUAAGAAUUCCGAAGUUUAACUUCUCUUUUGAGUUUAAAGCUUCAGAUGUUUUGAAAGACAUGGGGAUGACUUUGCCUUUUACUUCUGGAGGUAAUUUAACUGAGAUGGUUGAUUCGCCUUCCAACGGUGAUAAACUGUACGUCUCAAGCAUUCUUCAUAAAGCUUGCAUUGAGGUGGAUGAAGAGGGAACCGAAGCUGCAGCCGUCUCUGUUGGCGUCAUAAUGCUCAUGUGUUUGAGAAGGAAUCCGGAUUUCGUAGCUGACCAUCCAUUUCUGUUCACGGUGAGGGAAGAUAAGAGUGGAGUGAUUUUGUUCAUGGGUCAAGUUCUUGAUCCUUCUAAACAUUGAUUGAAACUAUGUGGUGUGAUGAGCUAACUAAGUCUCUUUCCCAUUUUAAACUUUUUGCAUAAUAAUAACAGAGCUUUGUUUGGAUUCAAUUAUGUAGGAACCCACUGCUCUGCUCGUAGUGUAUUUUUGUGUGUAUUUCUGGUUUGAUGGAUUUGAGUUUGAUGGUUCUUCUUGUUAUUGUUUGGUGUAUAAAGAGUAAAACUGAUU
Messenger RNA from Arabidopsis arenosa, 1510 nucleotides. The record is from the annotation of a GenBank genome assembly. Lineage: Eukaryota; Viridiplantae; Streptophyta; Magnoliopsida; Brassicales; Brassicaceae.